UUUCCGUGUUGCGUCACAUUUCUCGAGUUUUGCAUGCUGCUAGCGGCUGCUAGUGCGAGCUAAUAUUACCCGAGGAAAGGUCAUGGGGGAAAGGUAGCGUUGCUGCAACAACAACGUGGGUACCAUGUCUAAGACAGGCAGAUGAUUACUUGGACGGACUGAUUGCAUAUACCUAAUACUUUCAAAACCUUGGCUAGCUAACGGUAGCUCAAUGUCACUUGACAACACUAUCGAGUUAGGUACCUUACGUUGUUCCGCUUAAAAUCUUCAUACAGCCAGCAAAAUAAUAGGCAUGAGCCCGGUUUCAGGACAGGGCACACCAACAGCCCUCCCGGACACACCUAACACAAAUCUCUCGAUCAAGGCCAAUCUUCAGCGCCUCUUCAGCCAUGUCAGAUAUGAGAAUUUAGCAGCAGGACUGAGCGGCGGAGUCGUGUCUACUUUGGUCUUGCACCCCCUGGAUCUAGUCAAAAUCAGGUUUGCAGUAAGUGAUGGGCUGGAGUUAAGGCCCAAAUACAAUGGAAUACUCCACUGUAUGAAGAGCGUUUGGCAGCUGGAGGGAGUUCGGGGACUCUAUCAAGGAGUGACACCCAACAUGUGGGGAGCUGGAGCCUCGUGGGGACUCUACUUUUUCUUCUACAAUGCAAUCAAGUCAUACAUCCAGGAAAUUCGUCAGGCUGAACUGAGCGCAACAGAACACCUGGUGUCUGCAGCACAGGCAGGUAUGAUGACACUUUGCCUAACGAACCCCAUCUGGGUCACAAAGACCCGUCUUGUCCUGCAAUACAAUGCUGAGCCAUCUCAGAAGCAGUACAAAGGAAUGCUGGAUUGUCUUGUAAAAAUAUACCGGCAUGAGGGUAUACCAGGAUUGUACCGGGGUUUUGUGCCUGGUCUAUUUGGCACAUCCCAUGGUGCACUGCAAUUCAUGGCCUAUGAGGAACUGAAGAGAGAGUACAACAAAUACAGGAAGAAAGCAUCAAAUGCACAACUGAACCCAUUGGAAUAUAUUACCAUGGCAGCUUUUUCCAAAAUAUUUGCAGUUGCUACGACCUACCCAUACCAGGUGGUCCGUGCUCGCUUGCAGGACCAGCACAACAAGUACAACGGGGCCACAGACGUGAUUAAGAGGACGUGGAGAAACGAGGGGGCCGUCGGUUUCUACAAAGGAAUGGUGCCCAACCUGCUCAGAGUCACGCCUGCAUGCUGCAUUACCUUCGUGGUCUACGAGAAGGUUUCCUACUUCCUGCUCGGCAAACACAAGUGAGCCAGACACGGGAACCAGAGGCAGAGCUGGAACCAGUCGGGCAGGGCCGAACUGCAUUGGUGAUGGCCAAAAGUGACCUCACUCGUGCCUCUGAAACGAGGCUCACGGUUGUAAUUUUCCGAGCAUGCGGUGGUAUUGAACAUCAUUGGCCCUAAAGGCUCAAUAUUUUUACGUUCAAAAAGUAGUCUACGGGUGAAGCAUCCUGUCUCAUCUGUGUGGUGCGUGGACAUACAGAAAAGCAUCAAUUCCCCAAAUAUCACCAACCACCACCAGAGAACACAUUUAAACGUUUGCAUAUUUAAGCCUAAUUAUGAUUAAAUGUAAUACAGGCAAAACUACUUCCACACUAGUGCAGUACUGUUGCGCUCACUGUAAUCCGUUAAUUCUUUAUGCAUUGGUGUGACCCACAAUUUGAAGACGGAAAGUUUAAACUGGCGUUAUAGUACAAUUUUGGUUCAUUUUUAACAACAGCUAUCCAUCACGUUGGCCUCCAAUUCAAAGAAUGAAAUGGACUGCCCCAUUGAAACGAUGCAAGACAGAAGGUUCUGGAUGCCUUAAGGAAAAUAACGCACAGUUAGACAGAAUGCCUUUGACUCAGGGCAGUGGAAAUUGUAUGUAUGCGAUUUUAUGUACUGUAUGCGUCAGGGUUUUUUUAUUGUUUUUAUUUAACUUAUUGGCUUUAAUACUUAGUGGAAUGUUUUACGUAUUGCUGACAAAUCGGUCCAGUGUGAAUGCUUGUUGUCAUGACCAGAGAAGACUAAGCCGUCUCAAAUUUUCUGCAAGGUUAUUUUUUUGCUCAGCUUAAGUUCAAAGACAUUGCUUUUAAAUGUGUUUCAUGUGGAAAAAAAAUAAUAAUGUGGCUUCUGUUUCUGCACACAACAUGGUUUUGCAAUAUUUGUCUGCAUUAAAAAUCCAGAGAAAUGUUA
Messenger RNA from Anguilla rostrata (American eel), 2190 nucleotides. RefSeq names its product solute carrier family 25 member 32-like. Gene Ontology annotation, cellular component: mitochondrion. Lineage: Eukaryota; Metazoa; Chordata; Actinopteri; Anguilliformes; Anguillidae. The record is from RefSeq and is a predicted model, not a curated record. Gene Ontology annotation, biological process: folate import into mitochondrion; nucleotide transport. Gene Ontology annotation, molecular function: FAD transmembrane transporter activity; folic acid transmembrane transporter activity. The transcript has 7 exons. The coding region runs from base 293 to 1264 and encodes 323 amino acids.